This is a messenger RNA of Achroia grisella, 4182 nucleotides long. RefSeq names its product cysteine protease ATG4B (gene Atg4a). The record is from RefSeq and is a predicted model, not a curated record. The coding region runs from base 157 to 1308 and encodes 383 amino acids. Lineage: Eukaryota; Metazoa; Arthropoda; Insecta; Lepidoptera; Pyralidae. Gene Ontology annotation, molecular function: protein-phosphatidylethanolamide deconjugating activity. The transcript has 9 exons.
CUAUGAUGUCAGUUGUCAUUUUGGCAAUUUAAUUUUGUAUUGUUGAUAUUUUGAUUCUGAUUGCAGUGAUUACAAUAAUAUUUGGUAACUUAUUAUUUUGCACAAAGAACGCAGUUUAAAAGUAAUACAUUUAAAGACAAUAAAUUAUGCUAAAACAUGGACGCAAUGUUUGAUAUUUGUUAUUUAGCUGCCGAUGGUAACAAUGUCGAACCUGACGAUAUCCCAAAGACAAAGGAUAACGUAUGGAUUCUUGGCAAAAAAUACAGUCCAGUGCAAGACUUAGACCGCAUAAGACGCGAUAUCACUUCUGUAAUUUGGUGUACAUACAGAAAAGGAUUCAUACCCAUUGGUGAUGAGGGUCUCACUUCAGACAAGGGUUGGGGCUGCAUGUUGCGCUGUGGUCAGAUGGUUCUUGGUGUUGCUCUUGUUAGAAUACAUUUGGCUGUAGAUUGGGUGUGGAACCCAGAAACAAGAGAUCCUACAUAUUUGAAGAUAAUACAGAGGUUUGAAGAGAGAAAGCAAGCACCAUAUUCUAUACACCAAGUAGCACUAAUGGGAGCAUCUGAGGGCAAGGAAGUGGGUCAGUGGUUUGGGCCCAAUACAGUAGCACAAGUUUUAAGAAAAUUGGUUGCUUAUGACAAAUGGAGUUCAUUAGUAAUCCAUGUUGCAUUGGACAAUACUGUUGUUAAGGAGGAUAUCUUAAAACAAUGUGUGAUCAAUAAUGACAGAGGUGAUACAUCAGCUGCAGCUGACAAUUUAGUUGUAACAGAUUGGAUGCCAUUGUUGUUAAUAGUGCCUCUUAGACUUGGACUCAGUGAAAUUAAUCCAAUAUACAUAGAUGGAUUGAAGAUCUGCUUUCAAUCCGGACAGUCUAUUGGCGUGAUCGGUGGGAAACCUAAUCAGGCUUUAUAUUUAAUUGGUUGUGUUGGAGAUGAAGUCAUAUAUUUAGACCCACACACAACCCAAAGAUCAGGAUUGGUUGAAAACAAGAUAACUGAUGAACAAAAGGAAAUGGAUUGUUCGUAUCAUUGUAAAUAUGCUUCUCGGAUACCCAUACUUGAGAUGGACCCAUCAGUAGCAGUAUGUUUCCUGUGUCGAACGAAGAACGACUUUGAGGAAUUAUGCAAUACCAUAGAAAAUAAAUUAAUGUGUGAAAGUCAAGCUCUAUUUGAAAUAUGUGAGAAGAGACCGGCGCAUUGGGGCCCUAUGUGCACCGAUAUCGACCUUCAGAAUACAUCACUGUUUACUGAAUUUGAAGACGUUGAUAGACAAUUCGAUGAUUCAGAUAACGAGUUUGAAAUACUAUGAGUAGAAUGUUUAUGACAAUGGUCAAUAAUAAAUCAUCACAAACCUGUUUGGUAACUAUAGUUAUAGUUAUAUGAACAGGAAAAGGGUUUCGUAAUAUUUGUAUCAUAAAUUAGACAAGUGGAAAUACCAAUGAAAAUGGAAACUUAUUGCUGUGCCUGUAGGUAUGCAAUAGCUCAUACAAACAGCUCAUUAGAAAUACGAAUGCAUGCUAUUGUUAUUAUAUUAUAACCGACAAAUUAUAUACUGUAAUUCAUAGAGGAUCUUCCAUGUACAAUUGAUAUUGCAGCUAUCUCUUAUCACAAUAAUUGUACAUUAUUUUUUCUUAGACGACUGUCCCAAAUGGGCGUAAAUAUUUUCAGGGUUGCUGUAAAUAGUUCCCACUUUCUUUAUUGUUUUUCUUUAGCAUAGAAUAGAUAUAAUGGGCAUAGAUUAUAUGUCAGAUAGACGAGAAUAGAAUAACUAAGUACUUGUUUAUAUUAUACUUUGCAGUGCCUUUCAAAAUGAUUAAUAAUUUUCGUUGUAGUUAUAUAUGUAAACAUAAUUAUGUUGUAUAAAUAAACCUAUACUAAAUUAACAUUCCUAUGAUGUGCUUGCGCAAGUAGUUAACUACCUACUCGUUUUAUGGUACAGUGUAUUGGAAUUAUUUAGUGAAAUAGAUUGAUAUUGUGAAAGAAUAUAUUGAAAGCAUAUAUAUUAUUAAAAAAAAUUAAGUGGCACUCGGGGACUGCCGCGGUAAAGCUAUUGCAUAGCAUUUUUAUCAACUUAUGCAAUUAUAAUGAUUUAUUUAUUUUAUUUAUGCAUUAUUUUUUUUUUCUUUGAUAUUAAUUGAAGUUACACUUUUUGAGCUUGAUGACCGAUAAGAAAACAAUUUAUUAUACAGUAAUAAAAUAAUAUACUUUCUCAGCUUAUUUCGAUCUGUGCGAGCUUCGUACACUAUGCUAGGCGCACGCACACAAACAACGUGCAGAAGUCUGCCAAACUGAAACGACGUUAGACGAUGCACAGCUUUCAACGCUGUACCGCUGUGGCGGGUGUUAGGUUUAUUUUCUUUACGGAAUUUCUUGAUUCGAUCGCCGCGCUCAAAGUCCGCGAUAAAAGAUAUGCAAUAGCUUAACAUUUUGUACUUUACUAACCUUAUUAUUAAUUGGUUUGUUAUUGUUUUAUUAUUAUCUAGUCAUAGUGUAGUUAGGUACAAAAUUUAUAACAUAAUAUGUAUAUCCUAUGGGUUUUACCUUCAUAACUGAUACAAUUACAUAUUGAUAUUAUCAGAUUUAUGCAAAUAACUAUGGGGUACUUGUAUAUUACGACAAGCAGAAACACAAUGCAGUAAGUAACAUGUUAUAUAAUAGAUGUAUCAUUAUUUUUCUUUGUCUAAAUUGAUUUUGUUAAUUUGUCAUUAGUAAAUGUAGAAUCUCCCUGAAACAUAACAAAUUAAUUUUAGUUCUGACGAUGAAUAAUGUUCAUGUCAUGUAUUUAGAACUUUAGUAUUUUUGUAAUAAGUGAUAAAUUACUUUGUCUGCAGACCAUAUUGUCUUUUCAAUAUUUGCAAUGAUAUUAACUGCGCACAAUUAUAUACAAUAAUGUCUACUUUUUUAUUAUAUUAGCAAUGUGUGUGUGAAUUUAUUAAGGUAGUAAAAAAGUUAAUUUUAUGUCAUGUUAUAAUCAUGACGCUAUGAGGCUACAGUACCAAAACCGACAAACAAACUAGAAACUGUGUGGUAUAGUUUGUAAUAUUAGUGUAUAAGUAAUGUAUUAUCAUAACGUGUUAUCAGAAAAUUUUAAAUUGAUGUCAUCAGAACCGUAGUGGGUAUCGCCAUAUUAACAUUUCAAUUUCAAUUACCAUUCUCGAAUCUAAGCUUAUCUAAUAGAAAUGUAUAAUUAAUAUAAUGAAAAGGAUAACAUGUGUGAUAAUACUAUUUUUGUUACAAUCCACGUAAAUAUAUACUAUAAUUCUCUAUUGCUACUUUAUCACAGUAACGUCGCAGAAAAUGUCAAUGGUACUUUGUCCAUCAAAAGAUUUAUAUUGCGCUUGCUAAAUUAGCUGCUGAGUUUCACCACCGUACCACCCGCCAGAAACUGAAAUACCAUCCUGAUCAUCUGGAUGAAUGGCGGUCUUCCACAGUGCGGUUUUCUAGAAACUUUUUGCCUCGCACAACCACAUUGUGGAAUCACCUUACAGCAAUGGUAUUUCCGAACCGAUACGAUAUUGAAACCUUCAAGAAAAGAGCUUAUUCCUUUUUAAAAGGCCGACAACGUACUUGCAAUUCCCCUGGUGUUGCGGGUACUCAUGGGCGGCGGUAAUCACUUACCAUCAGGUGAGCCGCAUGAACGUUUGUCCCCUGUUUUAUAAAAAAAAAAAUCAAACAGCUGACAAAUAUUGUAAUUGUUUAGCAGUGUCCGUGUUUUAUUCUUUCAUAAAUUUAACUUUUUUUAUACUUUUGAGCCAUUUCAUCCACACACACAUCUAGUUUCGCCAGUGGCGGACUAAUGGGAGUAGCCUGACCUGAAAGGCCUCCGAUGUUUCCAUGUUCUAUUGAUGUAAUCUUUAACAAGGCUGUAAAAUAUACCUAGUACUUAUUUAAAAGGCGUUUUGGGAAAAAAUACGAAUAAAUACAGCCUGUAAUGUACACUGCUUAGAUUUGUUUAAGAUUUUAGGUGAUUUAAUAUAUGUCGCCCCGAACAUCUGACGGGUUAGUCCACCACUGAAUAUCGCUUAUAUUAUACUCAUAGUUGUAUCACAUGCCAGUAGGUUAGAUUAAUAUACUUUGUAAUAAUCUAUUGAUUGGUUUUGUAAAUGUCUUGGGAUACUUGUGUUUAGUGUUUGUAUCUAAUUCAAAAUUCAUUAUUAUUGCAGUUUCGAUGCAGCUGCCAAAG